CACUCUCGUCUCAGAUUUGACCCCAAAGUCAAGCUGCAGGCAGCAACAGCAGGUUCCCGUGUCGCCAUGAGCUGGAUGGGGAAGCGGGGGUUGGGUGGGGAGAGCCCGCACGGGCGGAGAAGACGAACGAGGGCUGGCGGCCCCGGAGCUACCUCCACUACCUCGCCGCCGCGUCCAGUCCGACCCUGCCUCCUGCAAGCACGGCGACUUCCUCGACACCGUCUGGGCAGGCCACGAGCUAACCACGCCCAAUCUCUUCAGUGGCGUUUCAAGUGUGACCCAUUGGAGCAAGAGAAGGCAGAUGGUGUUUUGGAGGAGAACUUUACUAGGAAAGUGAAGCAGAUGCUACAUGAAGAAAAGGCGGCAGCCAUCAAAAGAUUAAUGAAGAAGGGACAAUUGCCUGCACAACUAACAGAAGUGGAUGAGAAUGGUAACCAUUGGCCAACUAAGGAAGCUUUAAUUUCUGCAAAGAAAGUUGACUUUGGUACCGAUGUUGGUUGGCGUCUACUAUGUGAGCAUUGGAGUGGUGCUGAAUUUAGAGGGUUAUCCUUAAGAAACAAGAGGAACAGACUUGCUAAUGGGGAUACAGUCUUCCAUUGCAGCGGUGCGAGAAAUGCUGUUGCCACACGUCAAUUCCUGGGAAAGACCCUGGAAUUUCCGGUGCUUGGCUUCACACGCACAAUUUGCAUCGAGGGACCGACGAAGAGAAGAUUUGCAGUCAAAGAACUGCCGAUCGUUGGGUUAGCGAAAUCUUGUGACUUAGCUCAUUUUAAUCAUCAUGACAACUAUUUGCACAAAACUUUAGUUUACAUUAUUUUUUUAUUUGAAAAGGAGGAUUUUGAUAAGGCAAUGAAACAUGCCCAUGGAGAAAAUUGGGAAGAGGAGCACCCAGAUUUAGAUGGACAAAUCGUCUAUGAAGCAGAAGGUAGAAUGCCACAUGGCAGGCUGGGAAUUGCUAAUGAGUUAUUUAGCAAAGCAGAGAAGGCGAAGUUUAAGUCUAAAAGGGUGAUGGCCUCACAACCGGUGCGGUCUGCUAGGGAGGACCGUCUAGAAAGAGAGAACAAACAUUUGAAGCGGGAGAACAAGCGUCUUCGAGGCAUUGAGAUUGUUGUGCAGCUGCGGCUGACUUGUCUACAUCAGAUUCGGAAGGCGGAAUUCAUAGGGAACGAGGUGAUGUGCAUCAAAGCGAACCUGAAAAGGGAAUGGGAAGCAGGACUGGAGGCAGUACCAGUCAUGGAGAUGAUGAUGAGGAUGACUACUAUGGCAGCGAGGGAGAUGAUGACUAUGGCAAGGAUGGUCUAUAUGGUGAUGAGCCAUACUAUGGUGGUGAGGGAUAUAAUGACUAUGAAGAUGAGGAAUAUAAUGAGUAUGGCAAUGAUAAUGAUGAUUGGCCAUAAAAGUCUAGUGAUCUUCAAGUCAUGCCAAAAUCAAGUUAUGUUAGAUGUUUGAAAUACUUUAUCUUAUGGACCAAUUUGUCAUAGUGGACAAUUUAUCUU
Molecule: messenger RNA, 1496 nt
Organism: Triticum urartu
Lineage: Eukaryota; Viridiplantae; Streptophyta; Magnoliopsida; Poales; Poaceae
Source: RefSeq, a predicted model, not a curated record